Molecule: messenger RNA, 810 nt
Organism: Osmia bicornis bicornis
Lineage: Eukaryota; Metazoa; Arthropoda; Insecta; Hymenoptera; Megachilidae
Exons: 4
Coding region: 75-764 (229 amino acids)
Source: RefSeq, a predicted model, not a curated record
ACCAUUAAACGAGUAUUAACAAAAUUAAAAUAGAAACAUAAUAAUAUUUAGUUACAAAAGAUGAACAGAAUGAAAUGCCAGAAGAUAUAACUCAAAAUGAAGUUCUUAAUGAAGGUGUUAAUGAUAAAAUCAGAACGAUUUUACGUUUAUUUAAAAACAAACUACCCUGUAAAAGUAAGCACGUGCCUAAAGAACUUUUGGAUAUUUCGGAUAUUAACGAUAGAAAGACAGAAAUGAUGGUGCGAUAUUGCAAGAUAAAGUGCUCACAAAAUACAAUAUUUGAAGUGCGAGAUAAACAAGGAAAUGUUAUCGAAAGUGCAAAUAAUAGUGCUGGUAUUUAUUCUAUGAUCCAAGGAAUACCUGUUCCAUCACCACCAGUUAUACGCACAACUAUUUAUCAAAAAUAUGAUAAGAAAGCAAUACUUAUAUGCCCAGGAAGCUUAAAUACAAAUAUACCAAUUACUUGGAAUGUUAAUAACAAAUUCUUGAAUCCAACGGUUAUUCAAGAUCAAUCUCAAGGAAGAAUUUAUAUUAAUCCACAAAUGCAUAUAAUCUUCAAAUCAUUAAAAUUCGAAGAUACAAACGUCUAUAGUUGUUGGCAGAAAGAUAAAAUUAUUGGCGUAAUAAAAUUAAAUGUGACUGGAGAAAUAGAGUUACAAACGAAUUAUAGUGUAAUUAUGGUUGGUGGAAUUUUAAUAAUUAUUGUAUUUAUGAUGGUAUUCUGGAGAGCAUUCCAAGGUCGUAAACGCUUUACAGUACAUUAAUUACACCAUAUAUUGUACUUUUUAAAUAAAACACUAUAUCAAUAAA